Molecule: messenger RNA, 989 nt
Organism: Magnolia sinica
Lineage: Eukaryota; Viridiplantae; Streptophyta; Magnoliopsida; Magnoliales; Magnoliaceae
Product: tRNA N(3)-methylcytidine methyltransferase trm141-like
Exons: 9
Coding region: 64-927 (287 amino acids)
Source: RefSeq, a predicted model, not a curated record
CAUACCACUCUAGAUAAGACUCUGUCAUACCAUUUCCCGCGCAAACGGAAGAGCGGAGGCGAAAUGAUAAGGAUCCGCAGCUUCCAUCCCUCGCGUUCAUUGCGGUGGCCACGCUCCCCAUCUCCGAUCAACGGUCAGCAGCGCUUGAUCUCGACCGUCCGUUUGGGGCUAGAUAAAUACGAGCGGAGCGCCUCCAAGCACUGGAACGAUUUCUACAAGCGCCACCAAAGCAAGUUCUUCAAGGACCGACACUACUUGGAGAAGGAUUGGGGCCGCUUCUUCUCUGAUGAGAGCGAAAACUGCAAAUCUGAGAAAGGGAAGGUUGUAUUAGAGGUUGGUUGCGGAGUUGGCAAUACUAUCUUUCCACUCAUAACUGCAUUUCCAAAUCUUUUUAUUCAUGCCUGUGAUUUUUCACCUCUCGCUAUCAAACUUGUUAAGGAACAUGGGGAUUUCAGAGCUGACAGGGUGAAUGCCUUUGUCUCUGACGUCACGGUGGAUGAUCUUAGCAAGAAAAUUUCGCCGUCUUCAGUUGAUGUUGUGACCCUGAUUUUUGCAUUGUCUGCAGUUUCUCCCAAGAAGAUGCCGUUCAUAUUGCAGAAUAUUAGAAAGGUUCUUAAGCCAAAUGGCUAUGUGCUUCUCCGAGAUUAUGCCAAUGGAGACUUUGCUCAAGAAAAACUCACAGGCAAAGAUCGACUGAUCAGUGAGAAUUUCUAUGUUAGAGGUGACGGUACAUGUGCAUUUUACUUCACUGAAGAUUUCUUAACAACCUUGUUUGAGAUGGAUGGCUUCAGCACUGUAGAACUCAGCAUGUACAGCAAGAAAAUUGAGAAUCGCUCGCGGAAAAUAGUCAUGGAUCGGAUCCUUCAACUAGGUGCCACGCUCACUUCGUAUCAUUUGUUGGAACGAUGCUUCCGUUUUGCUUCUUAGCCAUUUAUACUCAUUAACAUUUUGAACCAGACUCUUCUCCACUUCCUCACCUAAACUUGUCG